AUGUCUUCGAAUGACUAUCAGAAAUUCAAUAUAAAAUAUAACGAUAAGGAAAUGCAAUAUGUUAACGCUAACGAAAGGCAACAUAUUAACGCUAACGAAAUGCAACAUUUUAACGUUAAAGAAAGACGAGCAAGGUUAAUAAUUUUGCUCAUUACUGGAAUUUUAAUCAUUGGCUACGGCAUUUGGAAUGUCUGGCGCAUGGUAGAAGCUAUACAAUCACCUGUCAUCAUCGGUUCAAGAAAUAUAGAUCGAGUUGAAAUGUAUGUGCCUGGUGUCGUGCUUUGCGGCUCAACCAUAGUUAAAAUUCAAUGCUAUACAAGCGCCGGUAAAUCUUGUGAUAAAUACGUCUUGGUUGAAGCAUAUGAUGCCACUGUCUUUGUUAAUAUGCGUGGUUUCCAUAAUUUGCCAGGUUACUACUUCUAUAUCUUUGACCCUCAAAAACCUCAAGUACCAAUAUAUGGAACAAAACAUCUUAGCUUUAAUAAUUCGACACAGAAAAUUGAAUUGGCCUUAUAUUCAAACAUAGAAGCGAAUAAUACGCGAGGGGCUAUUACAAAGGAUGAAUGGUUUUUCUUUGGAGUAUUCACUGAGCAGGAAGAUCCUCGGAAACCUGCAUUAUCAUAUCUAUAUUUUAAACGUAUCGAAAAAAAACAAACGGUCAAAACUGACGCAAUCACUGGUGGAAGCAUUAGUAAUAUGUACUAUGAUCCAACUGCAGAUGUAGAACUAGUUACAUCCUUUAUCACUUCGAGAGUAUCUGGAAUUGGUUCAGAUCCAUAUCUUUGGUGUGUUUUCCGAAUUAUUCCACAAAAUCACAGAUUUGACGAAGCAACUUUCACGCAUAUUUAUUCUGUGGAACUCUGGUAUAAGCGUAUUGAAUUCACAUUUCUUCAGUUGACUGCUAACAUGGGUGAUUUCGUGAGCCUUCUAAGCACUUUUUAUUUCUUUUUGCUUGGAUCGAGACGCCUUAAUCCAUGGGGUGCAGUUCAAAAAUAUAUUCUUAAAACAAUUCCACCUCCACCUGCAUGCACAACAACUAACAUGUUAAAUACAAACCAACAAAUGCCAUAUGCCGACGCAUACCAAUCACCAUUCCACUCAGUUGAAAAAUAUCACAAUGACCCACAGAUUCAGCGUUUAAGAAAUGAAAUACGAGCUGAAUUAAGAGCUGAAACACAAGCAAUUGCAAAAGACAUCGGAAAAUUGAAAUUAUAUUUAGGUAAACAUUAUUUGCAAGGUGUUGUACCGAAAAAUGAAUAA
This is a messenger RNA of Ambispora gerdemannii, 1260 nucleotides long. NCBI's taxonomy places the organism in Eukaryota, Fungi, Glomeromycota, Glomeromycetes, Archaeosporales, Ambisporaceae. The record is from the annotation of a GenBank genome assembly.